Molecule: messenger RNA, 3968 nt
Organism: Aedes aegypti (yellow fever mosquito)
Lineage: Eukaryota; Metazoa; Arthropoda; Insecta; Diptera; Culicidae
Gene: Taf2
Product: transcription initiation factor TFIID subunit 2
Exons: 7
Coding region: 129-3890 (1253 amino acids)
Biological process (GO): transcription initiation at RNA polymerase II promoter
Cellular component (GO): transcription factor TFIID complex
Molecular function (GO): transcription cis-regulatory region binding; metallopeptidase activity; zinc ion binding
Source: RefSeq, a predicted model, not a curated record
GCCGCGGCGUCAUUUUCGGCCUGAUGACAGCAAGAAGUAAACAAUCGUGGGAGUGAUUAAAAGUUUUGGAAUAAUUUUGAUGUUUUUCGGUAAAAAUGUGCGUCUAAUUCGAGUGAUUCGUAACCAAAAUGAAGCGGGAGAAAACGGCGGAUAAUGUGCGACCGUAUAAAUUAGCGCAUCAAAUUCUGAGCUUGACCGGCAUCAGCUUUGAACGCAAAAGCAUAAUCGGGUUUGUGGAACUGACGAUUGUUCCGGUGAAGGAAACGCUCAAAGUUAUCCGCCUGAACUGCCGCCAAUGUCGAAUCUAUCGGGUCAUAUUGAACGACAGCUAUGAGGCCACGUUCCACUAUUUCGAUCCGUUCCUGGACAUUUGCCAGGGGGAAAUCAAGAACAAGUCGCUGGAGUUUUUCUCCAAGUGCCACUUGGAGGCGGCAAAGAAGACGGAUGCCGAUCACAAUGCCGGGGAACUGGCGAUUGUCGUUCCAGAUCAGGCUGCCCAUUUGAUUGGCGAGGGACGUGGCUUGAGGAUUGGAAUUGAGUUUUCGCUGGAAGACCCUUCCGGGGGAGUUCAUUUCGUCAUUCCGGAAGGGGAAGGGAGCAUGGAAGAGAGAGCAGCUCAUAUGUUCACCUAUGGACAUGAAAACUCCUCAAGGCUUUGGUUCCCUUGUGUGGACAGCUACGCGGAACCGUGCACUUGGAAGCUUGAGUUUACGGUCGAUAAAAACAUGACUGCGGUUUCCUGUGGAGAGCUGGUCGAAGUGGUCAUGACUCCGGAUCUCCGGAGGAAAACCUAUCACUACACUGUAUCGGUUCCGGUGUCGGCCCCAAACAUCGCCCUUGCAGUGGGACCGUUCGAAAUCUACGUAGAUCCCCAUAUGCACGAAGUGACUCACUUCUGUUUGCCGCAGAUGAUGCCCCUCCUCAAAAAUACCGUUCGAUACAUGCACGAAGCUUUCGAGUUCUACGAGGAAGCGUUGACACAGCGCUACCCAUUCAGCUGCUACAAGCAGGUGUUUGUGGACGAAAUCGAUAACGAUGGGAAUGCCUACGCUACGAUGACGAUACUGUCCACGCACCUGUUGCACUCGAUUGCUAUCAUCGAUCAGACGUUUGUGUCGCGGAAGGUGAUGUCCAAAGCAAUUGCAGAGCAGUUCUUCGGAUGUUUCAUCACUAUGCAGAACUGGUCCGAUGCGUGGCUGGCCCGAGGAAUUGCCGAGUACAUGUGUGGACUAUACUCGAAAAAGUGUUUCGGAAACAAUGCCUACCGCAGCUGGAUUCGCGAUGAACUGGCAGAGGUGGUUAAGUACGAGGAAAAGUUCGGCGGAAUCAUACUGGACUGUAGUCAAGCUCCGGCGCCACCUGCCGUGUCCAGUAUCAAUCAAUCCCCGGCUGCUCCGGCCAAAGCCUACAACGACAAUCCGUUCUAUUUUCCAAUCAAAAAUCUUCACACGAUCUCUCCGAAGUAUAUCGAAAUUAUGCGGAAGAAGGCUCAUCUGGUCAUAAGAAUGCUGGAGCAUAGGAUUGGCCAGGAGCUGCUCUUGCAGGUGUUUAACAAGCAGCUGGCUUUGGCUUCGAAUGCAGCUUCAACGAAGAUCAGCAGCGGGUUGUGGCAUCAAUUGCACAUCUCGACGAACAUAUUCACGAAGGCCAUUUUUACCGUCACCGGAAAAGAUAUGGCCGUUUUCAUCGAUCAAUGGGUUCGGACCGGAGGCCAUGCUAAGUUUACCAUGACUUCGGUGUUCAAUCGCAAGAGAAACACUAUCGAGUUGGAAGUUCGUCAGGACGCAGUCAACCAGAAGGGAGUGAAGAAGUACGUCGGACCUUUGCUGAUUCAGCUUCAGGAAUUGGACGGAACGUUCAAACAUACGUUGCAAAUUGAGAACAUCGUCGUCAAAGCUGACAUCACGUGUCACUCAAAAAGCAGGAGAAAUAAAAAGAAGAAAAUUCCCCUGUGCACCGGAGAAGAAGUCGAUAUGGAUCUAUCGCCUAUGGAUGAAUCACCCGUCCUCUGGAUUCGCCUAGAUCCAGAAAUGACCAUUCUCCGUUCAGUGCACAUCGAACAACCGGAUUUCCAGUGGCAAUUUCAGUUGCGCCACGAACGAGACGUUACAGCCCAGCUGGAAGCAAUUGACGCCCUGGAACGAUACGCCUCGCCUGCCACGCGACUUGCCCUGACGGACACCAUCGAAAACGAGCAAGUCUUCUAUGAAGUCCGGUGCAAAGCGGCACUCUGUCUGACGAAAGUUGCCACCGCUAUGGUCACGUCCUGGCAAGGACCCCCGGCCAUGUUGACAAUCUUUAAGAAGUUUUUCGGAUCAUUCAGCGCACCGCACAUCAUUCGGCAGAACAAUUUCACCAACUUUCAGCACUACUUCCUGCAAAAGACCAUUCCGGUUGCGAUGGCUGGUUUGCGCACCGCCCAUGGUAUCUGUCCUCCGGAGGUGAUCCGCUUCCUGCUGGAUUUGUUUAAGUACAACGACAAUACCAAGAACCACUACUCGGAUAAUUACUAUCGGGCAGCGCUGGUCGAAGCAUUGGGCAAUUCGAUCACUCCGGUCAUCUCCGUGGUCCACCAAGGAAUGGCUCUUACCUCGGAGAAUUUGUCGGCGGAUUCCAAAUUGGUCCUGGAGGAGGUCACGCGGAUAUUGAACCUGGAGAAACACCUCCCAUCGUACAAGUACACGGUGUCGAUAGCAUGCCUCAAGGUUAUCCGGAAGCUACAGAAAUGCGGUCAUCUUCCGACCAAUCCGAAAAUCUACCGGAGUUACGCCGCCUAUGGUCAGUACAUCGAUGUGCGUGUCGCUGCCAUGGAGUGCUUGGUUGAUUUUGUGAAAAUCGACGGCCGCUGGGAAGAUCUGGAGCAUUUGAUCGAUAUGUUGGAAACGGAUCCAGAUCCGAUGGCACGCCACAAGCUGGGACGGCUUUUGAUAGAGAAUUUGCCGUUUGAUAAGGGCAAUAAGCACCGGUUGGAUCGGGAGGAGCUUGCACUGCGGAUUUGGAACAAUAUGAAUGGUCUCCUCUCCCACGACACUCGGUUACGUUGCGACAUGGUGGACCUCUAUUACACCUUGUACAACACACGUGUUCCCCACUGUCUACCGAAUCCUGAGCUGGCAUCGAUUCUGAAACCGCAAAAGCUUGCAUCGUCAUUUGCAGCAGUUGCCGACAAAGAGCCCAACCCACCGGAACCGGCCGGAAUCGAUCUGGAAUCGUUCUCUAGCAAGCGUGCUCGUUCAACAAGUCCAUUGGACAUAAAACCUCUGGAUUUGAUCGACAUUGGUCCAACGGAGCUGCUGAUGGCCAAAAGUCGUGAACCUUCACCCCUGUUGUCCGAAGAAAUUCGCGAAGAUAUCAUCGUGGAAACCGUCGACGCCAACAGCAUCAAAACCGAAAUCGUUGAAAUGGACAAAUCCAUUCUCAAGGAAGAAAUUGUCGACCUGGACGAUAACAACUCGGUAACGGUGGUUGAUAGCGCUCCGCCGGCCAAGAAGGCGAAAACCGAAUUUUACUCAGAUAACUCAAUUUCUCUGCCGGGUAUAACUCCCAGCAACAGUUCGGUGACGGGCCCUACCGGAUUCGAGCCGGGUAUGUUCAGCAAGUCGGCAGAAUCGUUACCUGCGGUUCCCUCCGAGCCCAGCGUUAGCGGUAAAUCCGAUGGAAGCAAGAAAAAGAAAAAGAAAGACAAGAAGAAGCACAAACAUAAGCAUAAGCACAAGCACAACAAGGACAAGGAUAAGGAGCGCGAUCGGGACAAGGAUCGAGAAAAGAGUAAGGAGAAGAAAGAUCCCAACAUUGUGCGCUUGAUAAAGGAAGAUACACAAGAAACGCUGAGUUCGGCGGACAGCUCGAGUAGGGAUAGUAAUCCAACGACACUGGAUUUAACAUCGUAAAAAGAGUUUACAUUUGUAGGUUUUACCAAGUAUGGACAAAAAUAUUGAAUGUCUUAAUAGAUUUUAGUGUAUCAUGUA